Molecule: messenger RNA, 772 nt
Organism: Suillus paluster
Lineage: Eukaryota; Fungi; Basidiomycota; Agaricomycetes; Boletales; Suillaceae
Exons: 3
Coding region: 172-609 (145 amino acids)
Source: RefSeq, a predicted model, not a curated record
CCGACGCCCACGCCUCGAGCAACGCCUUCGGAACAACCUUCUUGCCGCCUUUUCGUCCGUGCUGGAAACCGACUCGGACGCGAAGCGAAAGUCUCGUAAAUCGCGGCGGCCUGAGCCUAUAAAAUUCCUGCAUACUAUGGCUUUGCCUCAUUCGCAUUAACAAGCUCCACAAUGUUCACUCCCCGCUUCAUCAUCCUUGCGCUGCUGAGCAGCCUCAGCUUACUUGCUAGCGCCAACGCGUCAACAUGUGCAAAGUGCCCAGACACACUGGAUGUCAACGGUGUCACCUACAAGUUAUCCAGGAGUAGCCCAGGCUUCAGCAACGGGCAAACACUUUGCAUCUACAAUACUACGAAAGGCUACGCAGAGGUCUGCGACUAUGACGUACGUGCUUUCUGGAUGCUGUGCAGCUCAUGGUUCUCGGUUGACAUGCUAGCGAUGAUCAGGCCAAAGGCAAUUUGGCGGGUGGGUAUGAGUCGUGUCCGAGCUCGUCAAGGAAGGAUGGGUGCAAAACAUGAUGCGAAGGGGAGGGGUAACGAGACGCAGAACUGGGAGAAAGUAACGCUUCUGCACUUAGAAUCUGCAGACAGCAGAGCGCAUGCCAGAUGAUCAUCUGUUAUAGAAUUGACAUCAUAUCAGUUGCAUAUCACUUACCCCUCAUUACGACGCUGAGAGUCGACUUCAAUCAUUACCAGUCCAGCUUUGCGGCCAGUGUCAUCAAUCUCGAUUCCGACGGGCUAGCUGAUGUACUCGCCAACAAGGAUUAGGCCAG